GCUGUUCAAUCAUAUCGCAGUGUGCAUUUCGCUCCUCAGUCCACAGCGAAGGCAAGACCUGAAGCGCGCAGCGAAUGUAACAGAAGCGCUAGGAUAUACUCCCUGACUUUUUAGGCAGAAGAGUACUCUGCAAAAAAAAAAAAAUAUAUAUAUAUAUAUAUAUUUUUAAAGUAGCUGGAGAACAUCAUCAGAGCGGUCUGUCGGACACUUUGUGCGAAGAGGACUGGAAAGGGAAACACGACAGUGGAACUGAAACAUUUGCAUAGGAAUUGUUGGUUUUUUAGGGUAGGAGUGGCCAUGCCAUUCGGCUGUUUAACAGUGGGGGAGAAGAAGGAUUACAACAGUCCAUCAGAGGUGACAGAAAAAUAUGACCUGGGACAGAUUGUUAAAUCGGAGGAGUUCUGUGAGAUCUUCCGAGCCAAGGACAAGAACACGCUGAAGAUGUACACCUGUAAAAAAUUCCUGAAAAAAGAUGGGCGGAAGGUCCGGAAAGCUGCCAAGAACGAGAUCCUAAUUUUAAAGAUGGUGAAGCACCCUAACAUUUUGCAACUCAUCGACGUCUAUGAAACCAGAAAAGAGUACUUCCUGUUCCUCGAACUCGCUACAGGCAGAGAAGUGUUUGACUGGAUCCUCGAUCAGGGAUAUUACUCAGAGCGGGACACCAGCAAUGUCAUUAGGCAGGUGUUGGAAGCAGUGGCCUACCUGCACUCCCUGCAAAUUGUCCAUAGGAACCUGAAGCUAGAGAACCUGGUAUACUACAACCGUCUGAAACAGUCAAAAAUAGUGAUCAGUGAUUUCCACCUUGCCAAGCUUGAGAAUGGCCUCAUCAAAGAGCCGUGUGGGACUCCGGAAUAUUUAGCCCCUGAGGUGGUUGGAAGGCAGAGGUACGGCAGACCUGUGGACUGCUGGGCCCUGGGUGUCAUCAUGUACAUACUGCUGUCGGGAAACCCCCCAUUUUAUGAUGAAACUGACGACGAUGACUACGAGAACCAUGACAAGAACCUGUUCCGUAAGAUUCUGGCAGGAGACUACGAGUUUGACUCCCCGUACUGGGAUGAUAUUUCAGAUUCAGCAAAGGGACUGGUGGCUCGUCUAAUGGAAGUGGACCAGGACCAGAGGCUGACUGCACAGGAGGCCAUCAACCAUGAGUGGAUAUCUGGGAAUGCAGCUUCAGACAAGAACAUUAAAGAUGGUGUCUGUGCACAAAUCGAGAAGAACUUUGCCAAAGCCAAGUGGAAGAAAGCCGUGCGGGUGACGACCAUCAUGAAGAGGCUGAGAGCACCGGAGCAGAGCAGCUCAGCAUCGGCCAGUCCUUCCGCAGGCCCUGCCACGCCCGUCACGCCUCCCACAGAGAGCGACACUCCCGCCGCCCCAGUCACAGAGGCCCCCAGCACCGAGCCACAAAACACAGCCGGAGCUGAGGGGGCCGGUAACGACCCUGCCCCACCCCCUGACUCCGCCCACACCAGCCCUGACCCUGAGGGGGUGGUUCCGUCAUCACGGUGUAACGGGGAGACCUCGGCGCCCCAACUACCAGCCGACAGAUCCGGGGACGAGCAGAAUGGCUAAAACCGGUGCCAAAGCCCUGUCCACCCAAACCCUGCACACUGUAUAUUAGCUGCUGGCAUGGUGACACUGAAUCUGCUUAAGUCUCACAUCUUACAGAGCCUGUGGUCCAUCUUUGCUGAUAGACUGCCCGGCCAGGGAGCACUCUCUCCUUGGCCUCUGGAUGGCCUGUUAAACUAUUAUUUAUUUAUUUAUUUAUUACUGUUGUCUCUCUCACAAAUCCCUCUUCUCCAUCAGCUACCCCAUCUUUUGCUUUUAAAGGUGACAUAAUGCCUUCAAUGUUCCUUCUUCAUUUUAUUUUAAUUUAAGUCCAGUCAUUGCCUUAAGCUUUCUCUCUUUGAGCUCACCCUAAUGAUAAAGAUCAUGAAGGAAGACAAAUAAAAUGGCAAACUUGAAUUUCUUUUCCUUUGCACCAUUAGCCGAGUUUGGAAAUCUCUUCCAUAUCCUCCUUUCAUACGGCUUCGCUGUUGUAGUGAACAGGUUGGCUUCUUUGCUGCUUGUAAUGCUAGAUUUGCAUGGUAAUAUUCUCCCUGUAAAUGAGCCUUCCUACAAUGCUCCCCCUUUAAAAACAGAGCUGCACCCAUCUCCAGGCUGCCAUGGAUCAGCCUUUACUUCCUUUUUUAAAUACACAUAUAGUUUUCAUGAGCUGUGGCCAUGCACUUGUCACUUGUAUGAUUUUUAAUUAAAAUAAAAGUAUGUAUUUAUUGGGUAACCUGUAACGGGGUUGAUUGCUCAGCUCAAGAAAGCACCACAUGACUUUCUUAGUGUAAAAGUAUUGUAAAUAUAAAACGCUGUAGCCAAAUGGUUGGUUCUGAAAUGUUUGUAUGUACUUGGUGGAACAAAGUGUGCUUACUUCCUGCUUUUCUAAUCCAUCACUUUUUUUGCCCACAGUAUAGUUCUUACUCCUAUUUGCGUUGUAUUGGUUUGCAGUUUCGCUGACAUUCCAGUCUAAGUUUGUACAUAUUCAUAUUGAAGGCGGGCCAUCUGACAAGUAACAGGUUGGCAGAGCAAACCUAUUUAAUAUAAUGUUAUCCUAUAUAAGUAAAGAUCACCUGUAAUGCUACCACAAUAAAUACCUUAAAGCUAGGUGAUCUGUAUAAAUGCAUGACUGUGUAUGUUCCACCAUCUUCAGACUGUAAAAUCAGCAGUGCACAAAAUAUGCUAUUCUUGCUCCAGACUGCCGCAUAGUGACAGCAUAUUAUGCUUACAUAAUGUGUUUCAUAAUCUCUGUGAACAAGCUGUAUAAAAAGCAGUUUAUAAUUACUAUAAUAAUAACAAUAAAAGUUAUUAUUAUUAUUAAA
Anguilla anguilla (European eel) is the source of this 2867-nucleotide messenger RNA. It is a transcript of the gene camkvb, whose product is annotated as CaM kinase-like vesicle-associated b. Gene Ontology annotation, biological process: peptidyl-serine phosphorylation. Lineage: Eukaryota; Metazoa; Chordata; Actinopteri; Anguilliformes; Anguillidae. The record is from RefSeq and is a predicted model, not a curated record. Gene Ontology annotation, molecular function: calmodulin binding; ATP binding; calcium/calmodulin-dependent protein kinase activity. The transcript has 11 exons. Gene Ontology annotation, cellular component: intracellular anatomical structure. Bases 298 to 1569 code for a protein of 423 amino acids.